Molecule: messenger RNA, 154 nt
Organism: Dovyalis caffra
Lineage: Eukaryota; Viridiplantae; Streptophyta; Magnoliopsida; Malpighiales; Salicaceae
Source: the annotation of a GenBank genome assembly
GUCAUUGAAGGAGUUUGAUUCGAGACGCUUGGCAUAUGGUCUAGGACCGAAUUCAAAAAGCAUAAGGGACGAUCCAAAUCUAGGUUCGAGACACUUGGUGGACGAUCUAAGGCGAGACUCGAGAGGCUCGAGAUUCAAGCUUGAUCGGAUUUAG